Glycine soja is the source of this 1697-nucleotide messenger RNA. Its product is annotated as UV-B-induced protein At3g17800, chloroplastic-like. The transcript is spliced from 4 exons. NCBI's taxonomy places the organism in Eukaryota, Viridiplantae, Streptophyta, Magnoliopsida, Fabales, Fabaceae. The record is from RefSeq and is a predicted model, not a curated record. Bases 179 to 1399 code for a protein of 406 amino acids.
UUUCAGUAUUUGUGGUAGCCGUGUUCUUCUCUCCAUCCCAAAAUUUCGGCGGUGUUGGUGUGGCAUCUUCUCCAAGAAUCCCAAACUCCUCCUGACACAAGAAUUUUGACACCUCACUGAGUUUCUCAAUUUCAAUUGAGCAGCCUUAAUCGCAGGAGCGCGACAAUUCUGAAUAAAUAUGCUGGUUUCGGGUGCUAUUAGCGACGUUUUGGUGGUGCUUCCACCUUCGGCAUCUCUCAGACUUCCGGAAUUUCGCCAUUUGCAUGCUUUCACAGUUUCUGACGCCAAGGGUUUUCUGUCUGGGGGAUUUCUUAAAAGCUGUCCUUCAUCUUACAAUCCCAAGCACUACAAUGAACUCUACAAUUUCCGAGCUAGAGGCUUAGUUGCAAGAGCAUCUGCUGAUCCAAGGGAUAAUUUGGUGCCAUUUGCUCCCCUCCAAUUUGAGUCACCAGUUGGUCAGCUUUUGGAACAAAUCUCAAAUACCCAUCCGCAUCUACUACCAGCAGCCAUUGAUCAACAACUAGAGAAUCUUCAGACUGCUAGAGAUGCUCAGAAUGAAUCUUCUGAUUCAUCUCUUGAUUCCCUUUACAAGAGGAUAGCGGAAGUCAAAGAGAAAGAAAAGCGAACAACAUUGGAAGAGAUAUUGUACUGCUCAAUUGUACAUAAAUUUUUAGAGAACAAUAUUUCAAUGAUCCCAAAAAUAUCAGCAACAUCAGAUCCCACUGGUCGAGUGGAUUUAUGGCCAAAUCAAGAGCUGAAACUAGAAGGGGUUCAUUCUCCAGAGGCAUUUGAGAUGAUUCAGAGUCACUUAUCUCUGGUACUGGGAGAUCGCCUUGUGGGCCCUCUCCAGACAGUUGUUCAAAUUAGUAAAAUUAAACUGGGAAAGUUGUAUGCUGCUUCUAUAAUGUAUGGAUACUUCCUCAAACGAAUUGAUGAACGGUUUCAACUUGAAAGGUCAAUGGGAACCCUCCCCAAGGAUUUUGGAAAAGCUAAAAGUUUUGAUGAACCAUCACCAGGCAUCAAGCUUUGGGAUCCUGAUUCCUUAAUCAUAGUACACGAUUAUGACAAUGACAGUGAUCACAUGGAUACUGAUGAAGGCAGAUCUUUCAGACUAAGAGCUUAUGUGAUGCAGUUGGACGCAGAGACACUUCAGAGACUUGCUACUGUACGAUCGAAGGAAGCUAUAUCAUUGAUUGAAAAGCAAACUCAGGCCCUGUUUGGAAGGCCAGAUAUUCGUGUCUCCGAGGAUGGUUCAAUUGAAACAUCCAAUGAUGAAUUGCUUUCACUCACUUUCUCGGGCUUGACUAUGCUAGUUUUGGAGGCACUUGCUUUUGGAUCAUUCCUAUGGGACAAAGAAAAUUAUGUUGAAUCCAAGUACCCUUUUCUUGAUAUAGACUAGAUGAUUGUACACCGAGACUAUUUCCUUUUACUGCACCUUUCAGAAUGUAAAUGUAAUGCAUGGAACUUGGUAACGUAGUAAUCUGUUAGGCGGCGUUUUAGUCGUCGAAGAAUUGCUUGCUAUCCUAAUCUGGAGUGUUUUCAAACUAUUAUAGAACCUUAGACAAAUCAUGUGCGUGGAGGUAUAUAGGAAAAUAAAAAUGUACAUAUUUAGCAUGUUCAUAAUAAUCCAUGCAAGCCUUGACUUUGUAAAUGAUAUAGAAUCUGCACCAAAUGAAAAUUUCAUUUCUGGUUUUUAA